ACAGUUGCCUCGAGACCCGGCGGCAGGCGCCAUAGUGACCGUAGCCCUGGAGACUGUUACUUGCCAACGGCAGCAACGCGCGGCCCCGGCGGCCGGAGCCCAGCGCAGCCCGCGGCGCCCGGCGGGGAGGGCAGCAGUGAGCAUGCAGAGUUCAGAGCCUGCGUCGGACGCAGCAGCUUCUGUGGCACUUCACACUUCGGCAGCAGCCCAAGCUCCGGUGGUGCAGCCCGUGCCAGCGUCGCAGCAGAGGGUUUUGGUCCAAGCAGCAGGCUCCGCUCCCAAAGGAGCGCAGAUGCAGCAGAUCUCUGUUCCCAGAGUUCAGCAGGUUCCACAACAGGUGCAAUCCGUGCAGCACGUAUAUCCAUCCCAGGUCCAGUAUGUGGAAGGAGGAGAAGCUGUUUAUACCAAUGGAACCAUACGAGCCACCUACUCCUACAACACCGAAGCUCAGAUUUACGCCCCCAGCAGCGCAGCGUCCUACUUCGAACCGCAGGGAGGUGGAGCUCAGGUGACUACAGCGGCAUCCUCUCCUACAGCCAUUCCCUCUCACAACAUGGUGGGCAUCACCAUGGACAUUGGGGGAAGUCCGAUCCUCUCCGGCUCGGGAGCCUAUCUCAUUCAUGGGGGGAUGGAAAACACUAGACAUUCUCUGUCACAUACUUCACGCUCCUCUCCAGCAACGCUUGAAAUGGCGAUUGAAAACCUACAAAAAAGUGAAGGGAUUACAUCACACAAAAGCAGUUUGCUCAACAGCCAUCUCCAGUGGUUGUUGGACAACUACGAGACGGCGGAAGGCGUCAGCCUUCCCAGGAGCUCUCUCUACAACCAUUACCUGCGGCACUGCCAGGAGCACAAACUGGAUCCGGUGAACGCCGCUUCCUUCGGAAAGCUGAUCCGCUCGGUGUUCAUGGGGCUGAGGACGCGCCGCCUGGGAACCAGGGGAAACUCCAAAUAUCAUUAUUACGGGAUCCGACUAAAACCAGAGUCUCCGCUGAACCGUUUGCAGGAGGACACCCAGUACAUGGCAAUGCGGCAGCAGCCCAUCCACCAGAAGCAGAGGUACAGACCGGCCCAGAAGAUGGAUGGCAUGGCGGAGAGCGGGUCCAACAGUAACCCGCACGCGACGCCCGAGCAAUCGGUUGCUGCUCAAAGUCAACACCAUCAGCAAUUCAUAGAUGUAACCCACGUCUUUCCCGAGUUCCCAGCCCCGGAUCUAGGUAACGUGCUCUUACGAGAAGGGGUCACCAUGAACGAUGUGAAAACUCUGCAGCUUCUUUACAGGCGACACUGCGAGGCGACUUUGGACGUUGUGGUGAAUCUUCAAUUUCACUAUAUUGAGAAACUGUGGCAAUCCUUCUGGAGUCCUAAAACACCCUCUAGUGAUGGCUCUGCUGCCCUGCCGCCCAGCGAAGAGGAACACGAAGGGACCCUCCCCAAAGACAAGCUGAUCACUCUGUGCAAAUACGAACCCAUCCUCAAAUGGAUGAGGAGCUGCGAUCACAUCUUGUACCAGGCGCUGGUGGAGAUUCUCAUCCCAGACGUGCUCAGGCCGGUGCCCAGCACCCUCACACAGGCGAUCCGUAAUUUUGCCAAGAGUUUGGAAGGGUGGCUGAUGAAUGCAAUGAGUGAAUUCCCCCCCCACGUUGUCCAGACGAAGGUCGGGGUAGUGAGUGCCUUUGCGCAGACGUUACGGAGAUACACGUCCCUGAACCACCUGGCUCAGGCCGCCCGGGCCGUGCUGCAGAACACUUCCCAGAUCAACCAGAUGCUCAGCGAUCUCAAUCGGGUCGACUUUGCCAACGUGCAGGAGCAAGCCUCGUGGGUGUGCCAGUGCGAGGAAGGCAUGGUACAGAAGCUGGAGCAGGAUUUCAAGCUCACCCUGCAGCAGCAGAGUUCUCUGGACCAGUGGGCUAGCUGGCUGGAUAACGUUGUCACACAAGUCCUGAAGCAUCACGAGGGCAGUCCCAGCUUCCCCAAGGCAGCCCGGCAGUUCCUGUUGAAAUGGUCUUUCUAUAGCUCCAUGGUGAUCCGUGACCUCACCUUGCGCAGUGCUGCCAGCUUUGGUUCCUUCCACCUGAUUCGCCUGCUCUACGAUGAAUACAUGUUUUAUCUGGUAGAGCAUCGUGUUGCCCAGGCAACAGGGGAGACGCCGAUUGCUGUAAUGGGAGAGUUUGGCGACCUCACGUCCCUGUCCCCAGCGCUGCUGGACAAAGAUGACAUCAGUGACCUGGGCAGCGAGGUGGACACGGACUCCCGGAGCGUGGGGGAGCCGCUGGUGAAACGGGAACGCAGCGAGCCCGGCCACUCGCUGCAGGAGAUCUGAAACGGGGAUUGGGCUUUUCUCCAGCUGGACGAAGACAUCUGGAGCCAGGUUUGACGGUCGCAAGCCUGAGUCUCCCCGUAUCUGCGUUAUUAGUGCCUCUUAGUUUCUCUUUACGUUUACUUGUGUUUGAGGACGGGCUGCGGGGGUGAGCCCGGGCGGGCGGUGGGACGGGGCUGGUUUGGCCGCCUGCUUUCCUCCAGCGUCACUGCUGGCUUGAGGGCCGAGGUCCGAAGUCUACUACCGAGCGAUGGAAGCCUCCGUGGUCAGCAGCAGAUGGGAUGUGCCUGUCCUCUCCAGCCUGAGCGUGGCAGGCAAACGGGGCUUUCUCUUUCAGGGAAAGUGGUUUGGGUUUCUUCCCCACUUCUCAGACUUCACUGUGAUACAAACUUGAACCAAUCAGUGCCCAAGAAGAAGGAAAAAUACCUGACCCGUCUCCUCCAGCCUUUCAAGACAAGCUGUCCUGGCUCUGACUUUGCCAAAUCAUUCGUGCCGGGGAGCGCAGGACAGUUCGUCUCUGUCCCACCCGCCUGGGGAGAGGGCUCCAGGCUGCACAUCCAUCUGGUCCCGGCAGAGUUGGUGCACGUGUGUGCUCCAGGACUGGUACGUGCACGCUCCGGGACUGCGGGACACGCUCCGGGACUGCAAGACACGCGUUCCCACCUGCUCCCGUGUCUCCCCAGCCGGGCGUUUCAUCGCUGAUCCACGAGUGCUCCUGGGACACUGUCAGGCCAACUCAAGAUACCAAAGGACUCUGAGGAAGCGGCAGCUGGUCGCAAAGCGUGUUCGUUGCCCCCUGCGCUCUGAUGCCCACAGGCCAUCCCAGGGGCAAUCCCGUUGCCCGGGCAAUCCCCAUCCUCGCCAGGGUACCCAGGCAGAGGGCAACUGGUCCCGUGUCCUGGGUUUUGUAAAACUCUCGCUUGAUGUCCUGCUAAAACGUUGAAGGUCGGGUGCAGCUGCCCGUGGGGCUGUGUCCGGAGCACGGGCGAGGGUGUGCGACCGCAGUGCCUUAGGGUGGGCCACCGUGCCCGCUCCCCCCGCUCCGGGCGAGCCGGCGCAGCGCUGCCUGCUGCUCCGAGCCCGAUGAAAGAGAAGAGCCCGUCCCGUGUAGCAGCGAGGGGCUCUCCCGGGCCCCGGCUUUGCUCGGCGCUACGGUGCCGUUUCCCCUUGCUCUGUCGCUUUGCCUCCUGCGGCGGCGUGGGGGCGGCUCCCGCGGGGCUGCGCUGGGGGAGCUUCUGCCCCGGGGCGGGGGGUUUAUUCUCCUUUUCCGUGUCCUGUGCGUCGGGGCUGACAGGGACGACAGGGCAGAGCUCAGGGGGGAAUCUGCCAUCAAGCCAAACCGCAAAAACAAAGCCCUGGGGCAAAUCUUUUCUGUGAAUAAAGGCCGUGUCAUAAAUAGCUUUUAUUAUCAUUAUUAUUAUUAUUAUUGUUAUUAUUAUUAUUUCUAAUGAUACAGUAUUUGAUGUGAGCUUUUCCAGGGGCCUUGUGUACAUUUGCAUCAGAGUAUAUUCUACCCAAAUAUAUUAUUUACUCUUUCCAAAUGGUACUAAGGUAGCUGUGACACUUUAUUGCUAAUGGAGAGUAAAAAGAAAGCGCGUGUAGUGGCACAUCUUUCCCUCUUACUGUCCCGUGCUGUUGUCUGUCAGGGUGAUGUUUGUCUGUAAAUGCCUCAUAUCAAAGUCGCAGGAGACAAGUGAGAAAGCUGCAUUUGUCUGUAAAUAACGACAAGUCGAUACUCCCGGGGUCAGAGUCCGCGCUUCGGAUCCUGCUGAUGCGAUAAGAUGGUCUAAAAAAAACAACUGAGCAACCAAGUCUUAACCUCCCCUGCUCCCACCGAGCGCCAUGGUAUCUUCAGCUGGUGCGUUGGCUCUUCUUUGCCCCAACCCAGCCACCUUCUGCUCACCGCGGCCGGGCAAACGAGAUGCUCCGGAGCUGUGCAGCGCCGUGCGAGGAGUCUGGAUAACCACCUACACCCGAUCUGCACAAAAUUCCCGGCUAAACCUGAAUAGCAAUAAACAUGUAUCCAAUG
This is a messenger RNA of Chroicocephalus ridibundus (black-headed gull), 4349 nucleotides long. RefSeq names its product regulatory factor X2 (gene RFX2). The record is from RefSeq and is a predicted model, not a curated record. Gene Ontology annotation, molecular function: RNA polymerase II cis-regulatory region sequence-specific DNA binding; DNA-binding transcription factor activity, RNA polymerase II-specific. Gene Ontology annotation, cellular component: nucleus. Gene Ontology annotation, biological process: regulation of transcription by RNA polymerase II. The transcript is spliced from 18 exons. Lineage: Eukaryota; Metazoa; Chordata; Aves; Charadriiformes; Laridae. Bases 143 to 2323 code for a protein of 726 amino acids.